AUGAGGAACUUCUGGAUUCUUGUAAUUCUUGGAUUUUUGGGUUACGGUAUCCAUGGAUACCGUAUACUGGCACCGGUAUCGCAUUAUAGGAUAGAAGCGAAACGAUUGGAGAAUUGGCCAAAAAAUAACUCCAGAAUCCAUGAAUUUCAACGACACCUUCGUGAGACCCUUAUCGAUGCGUACAUCGAUAACACGAACAGUAUCGAUUGGUACAACCGAGGAAUUUCAGAGUCGAAUUUUACGGCAGCGAUCUACGGAAUUCGUAUCUCAAGCACCAAGACUCAACGCUUCUGUGGUCAUUUGGCGGCAAGCAAGCCUAUUUUAAAAAGUGGCAUUUAUUUCAAGCCGUCCAAACUUGUCCCAAUUCCAGUGGCAAAAGCUCUUCCAGGCGAUUCCUUCCUGAAAAUCGUCGAUCUGGAGACACGUCGACCGGAUUGGACCCCGUUUGAUAAGGAAUUGGUGCAGUUUGAAAUACAAAACGCUUACAAUGGUCGGUGUAAGAUACGGGAGAUACUGAUAGAGCUCGAUGGCUCUUGGAAUAAUCGAUAUCAACGGGAAAUGAAUUAUCGAUCGCUGGUUGUGAUUCAUAGUGAUACGGUGCGGAAACGUAUUACUUGGGAUGGUGAUUGUGAUGAGACAAAGGGAAUGAAUCAACCGUGCUGCCUCUGGAAAUUCCACGUCAGCGACCCGGAUGGAACGCCUCGAGAGUUCCGUCGCUGCUUUGGCUCCGUGCCAAGGGAAUCGACAAAAAAUACGCUGGUUCCCGAAAAAUUAGCGGAUUUAUUGAUUUUCGGAGGGCUGACUCGGCGAUUCUUGAGUAUUGAGAAUCAAGUGUGUCGUGGCAUCGAGUUUCGACCGUUUUAUUUGCGGAAACCCGAUGGGACGGUUGUGAAACUAAACAAAUUGGACACCACAAAAUGUGCAGCAUUUUACUGA
Molecule: messenger RNA, 936 nt
Organism: Caenorhabditis briggsae
Lineage: Eukaryota; Metazoa; Nematoda; Chromadorea; Rhabditida; Rhabditidae
Exons: 7
Coding region: 1-936 (311 amino acids)
Source: RefSeq, a predicted model, not a curated record